Loxodonta africana (African savanna elephant) is the source of this 936-nucleotide messenger RNA. Its product is annotated as protein S100-A7-like. The transcript has 2 exons. The record is from RefSeq and is a predicted model, not a curated record. Gene Ontology annotation, molecular function: calcium ion binding. Lineage: Eukaryota; Metazoa; Chordata; Mammalia; Proboscidea; Elephantidae. Bases 1 to 420 code for a protein of 139 amino acids.
AUGAGCAACAUUGCAGCUGAGAAAGUCAAGAUAUGCCACACUCCAGCUGAGAAUUUGGUGCUGAGCUUGGUCGAACUAUUUCAUCGAUACACUGGGCUUGAUGAUAAGAUCAAUAGGGCAAACUUGUUGAAGCUGCUGAGGGAGAACUUCCCCAACUUCCUCAAUGACUGUGUGUUGUCUCUUCAUGUGUCUCUAUUCUCUUCUUCCCCCUGGAUAAUAUUUUUAUGUUUGUUUGUAUGUUUUUUAACCCCGCAGGAAAGAAGGGGCAAAAAUUACUUACGCAAUGUCUUUAAUGAAAAAGACAAGAAUAAGGAUAAGAAGAUUGACUUUUCCGAGUUUCUCUGUGUAGUGGGGGACAUAGCCACUGACUACCACAAACAGAGCCAUGGUGCACCACCCUGUUCCGGGGGAUGCCAGUGAUCCCUGGCCAGUCCAGCCUACAGGCCUCCAGACACCCCCAAAACAAUAAAUAUCUCCUUUCACCUGAUACUUGCAUUACUCCUUCCUUCUCUUUUGGUGGUAUUAGUGGACAAAUGGACAAAUACUGACUCUCGGCUUUGUAGACUUUCCACAAGGGGGGUCAACCCAGCUGACAUUUAGUGCAGAGAGGCCUUCCUGGUCUUAUCCCAGGCCCACUUCUGCUCCUCAGGGCCCCAAUGUAGCCCAACUGCUGGCAUCGCAGGAAGGCCCUGCUAGUAUGGCACAUGUUCUUUUUUCUCCUGGGAUAGAGCUGGGAUCCUGGGAAGUCCCUUUGUCUCCCAAGUGGUGCCUGCCUGUGCUUGAGUGUAUAGGGGGUGGGGCAUCUCAGGUGUGGCACUGAGAUGUCCAUCUCCCACCUGGCUGUUUAGGAAAGAGCAAGGAGGAGGAGCAGAUGCUUUAUUUCUUAGUCCUUCAGUGAAGUUGCUUUUAAGAGCCAUGGAGGAGUUGGAUCUCUCC